AUGUCUGGUGGAUCAUAUGCACUUCCCACAACCUCAACAGUGACGCCCAGGCCUUCUGAAUUGACACAACAAGGGAUGGUGGAUAGCGGUACAACCUCAAAAAUUCAAAAUAAAUUCACCGGUGGUCAGUCACUUGAUAAUGGACGAACAGCAGCUCUAUAUGGUCUGAAUUCUGUUUCCGAUUGUUCAAGUAUAUCACAGGCUGGUGAAUUGGAUACUGGUAUAUUUGGCGCUGACGUUGAUAACGAUAAGAACAAAGCCUGGUCUGAUGCUGGCCCUGCAGAAAGUCAUUAUAAACCACUAUUCCCAUUUUUCCAUAGUUUCAAUUUCUUUAGGAAGGCAUCUUCAAGAUACAAUCAUGCAAAACGAUCUCGGAGGGAAGCGCCAGAUUCUUUUCGGAUUGUUGGUUGUUGCGGUUCUAAUACUGACAGCAACUCUACUAUGGGUUUUGUCAAUGAUAAACAAAGAGGAGUAGGCAAUUAUAUAAGUAUGUCCUUUUCAAAGAAAUUCAAAAUGGUGACGAAGAGAUUGACCAAAAGAAAAUCUGAAGCAAAAUCCAAGCCAAAGACGUCCGAAUCCCCAUCAUUCAAUGAGGUUGCUACAAAUAAUAUCGCUUCAGUUACACGUUGUAAACCCUCUAAUAAUGAGUUUAGUGCCCUCAAUACAAAUGAUCCAGUGAUGGGCUCAAGUAUUGAAAGAGCUAACACACCGAGGAACAAUAUUUGGAAGCGGCACUACUCUCAUUCUCCUCAAUCGACAUGGACUCCCUCCUCCCCUUCUUCACAAAUGGAAUCAAAUCUUUUUGAUGCGGUAUCAAUAUCCUCAAAUUCUCCAAAUACAACCAUUCGCAACCUGCCUGCUAAAACUAAAAGGACAACGCCAAGAAAUAGUAUGGGGUUGCUAUUGGGAUGCGAUGAAGAGGAUCUGUACAUGAAUGAUCAUUCAAUUGGAAAUAGUGUAGAUCAUAAGGUAGUUAAUAAUACUGAAAUAGAUCGUUAUGCUGAUCCUCUCUUCGGGAUUGGUCGUGAUGAUGAUUUGACGAACGCAUCUCAUAUGGCUAUUCACAGGGAGAACACCUUACAUCAUUCUCGAUUAAUCAAUAACAAUCCCUUGGCUGGGAAUGAAGUUGCCACAAGGUCACUAUUACAACAAGAUAAUCAAAGAUCUUAUUCUCCUUUGAAUGAUCGUGCUGGACGGUUUGUAUCGAGUGAUAACACGGAGGUGGGUAUCACAGGGGCAGAACGCCCAUUAUCCCAAUACACCCAAGGAGAUCAUAUAAAUGGAGAAUUCACUGCUAUCUCUACCGAGUCUAUAGAGCAGAUAAUUCAACAUAUUUUUAAUAUCCCAUCGCAAGGCAUGACAAAUUCGAAUGGUGGAAACCAAAUUUCCUCUAUUUACUUUGAGAUGACUAUCGAUAUCAUAGAUGUUGAUAAUGAUUUCAAUGAAGAUACAAAUAAUGGGAAUAAUUUGUACAGCAAUUUUGAGAACGAGUCAAGCUAUGAAUUCUAA
Molecule: messenger RNA, 1509 nt
Organism: Saccharomycopsis crataegensis
Lineage: Eukaryota; Fungi; Ascomycota; Saccharomycetes; Ascoideales; Saccharomycopsidaceae
Exons: 1
Coding region: 1-1509 (502 amino acids)
Source: RefSeq, a predicted model, not a curated record